This is a messenger RNA of Lipotes vexillifer (Yangtze River dolphin), 1591 nucleotides long. RefSeq names its product CXADR like cell adhesion molecule (gene CLMP). The annotation marks the transcript as partial. The record is from RefSeq and is a predicted model, not a curated record. The transcript has 5 exons. Gene Ontology annotation, cellular component: cell surface; cytoplasmic microtubule; membrane. Lineage: Eukaryota; Metazoa; Chordata; Mammalia; Artiodactyla; Lipotidae.
GUGAUCACUUACUCCAGUCGUCAUGUUUACAAUAACUUGACUGAGGAACAGAAGGGCCGAGUGGCCUUUGCUUCCAAUUUCCUGGCAGGAGAUGCUUCCCUGCAGAUUGAGCCUCUGAAGCCCAGCGAUGAGGGCCGGUACACCUGCAAGGUGAAGAAUUCAGGGCGCUAUGUGUGGAGCCACGUCAUCUUAAAAGUCUUAGUGAGACCAUCAAAGCCCAAGUGUGAAUUGGAAGGAGAGCUGACAGAAGGAAGUGACCUGACUUUACAGUGUGAGUCAUCCUCUGGCACAAAGCCCAUUGUGUAUUACUGGCAGCGAAUCCGGGAGAAGGAGGGAGAGGAUGAACGUUUGCCUCCCAAAUCUAGGAUUGACUACAACCACCCUGGACGCGUCCUGCUGCAGAAUCUCACCAUGUCCUCCUCUGGGCUCUACCAGUGCACAGCGGGCAAUGAGGCCGGGAAGGAGAGCUGUGUGGUGCGAGUGACUGUUCAGUAUGUACAAAGCAUCGGCAUGAUUGCAGGAGCGGUGACAGGUAUGGUGGCUGGAGCCCUGCUGAUUUUCCUCUUGGUGUGGCUGCUAAUCCGACGGAAAGACAAAGAGAGAUACGAGGAGGAAGAGAGACCGAAUGAAAUCCGAGAAGAUGCCGAAGCCCCGAAAGCCCGCCUCGUGAAACCCAGCUCCUCCUCCUCGGGCUCUCGGAGCUCACGCUCGGGCUCCUCCUCCACGCGCUCCACGGCAAACAGCGGCUCCCGCAGCCAGCGGACACCAUCCUCGGAAGCGGCGCCCCGGCCAGGGCUGGCUACCCACACCUAUGGUCCCGUGGGGCCAGAGGCAAGGGGGUCUGAACCAAAGAAAGUCCACCACGCUAUCCUGACCAAAGCAGAGAGCACUCCUGGCACGAUCCCCAGGCAGAGCAGAGCCUUCCAAACUGUCUGAGUUCGAGCGGACUUGACUCCCAUCCUUUCCCAGGAGUCAGGACUCUUCUCGUCAUUGACGCCCAGUCACCAGCCACACAACCGCCUCGGACCAAACGAGAGGUCAUUUAAGUAGCAGUGACCAUUGCAUGGAAGAGAUUCAAAUGAACACUUUCCUCAUAUGACACCAAACAAGGAAAAGGAUGUAAGCUGAUGGUCUCCAAAAAGGCAUCUCACUGUGCCUUUAGACCAGAGCGGGGGCCAAAUCUGUGCAUUUGGGGACCAGGACCUGUGGUGAGAAAGGCUGGGGAGAGGGGAAGUGAACACACUUAGAAUUCCUCACUUGGGUUGUUUUGUGUCAACACUUUGACUCACCACUGUUAAGAAAUGAGGUGUUGUUCAUAAAUUUUCUAUGCAUUUCUGCAAACCUACUGGAUUGCUAUGAUUAUUCAGAGUCAAGCAGAACCCACAGCCUUAUAUCACACCUAUCUGCACCAUGAAAAACUCCAAAAAAGGAAACAUGUCUCUUCCAUCCUGACCUGACUUUAUUUACCAGAAAGUUUGGAUAUUAAUGUCAAGAGGAGUUGAGAAAUAGUGGGAGAUGCAGAAUGACUGAGAUUUUCCCACUCUGUUCACUACUAAUCUUCCUACUUAGAUUGAACUAAAAAAAAGGGAGU